This is a messenger RNA of Exserohilum turcica Et28A, 849 nucleotides long. RefSeq lists its product as uncharacterized. The transcript has a single exon. Lineage: Eukaryota; Fungi; Ascomycota; Dothideomycetes; Pleosporales; Pleosporaceae. The record is from RefSeq and is a predicted model, not a curated record. The coding region runs from base 335 to 847 and encodes 170 amino acids.
UUGAACACAAUGAGCCAUAAGGGCUACAUUGCCUAUGCUAUAUACCUAUGGUGCUCGUAGCCCUCGGUCAGAGGAGUCCGAGUAUCGCUCGGUGGCUGGCGCACGAGGGGCUUUCCUCUGUGGCUUAUGUACGAGGAGUCUGCCAAGACCCUUCCUCGCGCAUAGAGGUCCGAGGAGGUCACGUGAUCCUCCCUUACUCUACAAAGGGCGGGGUUGACUGGCUGUCGUCGUUCCUUUUAACUUAACCGCUGUGCCUUCCUCCCUCAGGUUCGUAACACCAUCUCCCUCCUUCCUAAGCUUGUCCUCAAGCUUUUCCGUAUGCCUGUGGCUAACCAUGUCCACCCCCAGGUCCAAAGAACAUCUUCGUCUUGCUCUUGAGAUUCGUCGCAACGGUCUCCCUGCGCCCGUCCCCUGCGAUUAUUGCUUUGCGAACAACCGUCAGUGCGUCGCGAUGCCCGAAGUCGACGGCAAGCGUUUGAAGUGCUCGGAGUGCACUCGUCUGGGUCACCCAUGUGUGAACAUGUCGUGGGUGUCUUUAGACAAGACUCGUGAAGAGUAUCAAAAGAAGGUGGAUAAAGAUAAGCAGCUGCUAGCUCAGGUAAUUUCGCGCUUAAUGCGAAACAAGAAGAUUUUAAAGCAGGCUAAGGAGCGUGCUGCGAAGAAGACUAUGUGUCUAGCGAAUUCCUUGCGCGCUGGUGGUGAUGACGUGGAUGCGCAGGAGUCCUUGGACUGUCCCGCGGCGGAUGCCUUGGUGGGGUUUUCGCCGGUUAUGUGGAGUACCUUGGGGUCCUUAGACGCCCUAGCGUCGCCCUCGAAUUCUAGCGAUGCGCCGAUUUUCUCCUCAUGAUA